Messenger RNA from Acromyrmex echinatior (Panamanian leafcutter ant), 2140 nucleotides. It is a transcript of the gene repo, whose product is annotated as homeobox domain-containing protein reversed polarity. NCBI's taxonomy places the organism in Eukaryota, Metazoa, Arthropoda, Insecta, Hymenoptera, Formicidae. Gene Ontology annotation, biological process: regulation of transcription by RNA polymerase II. Gene Ontology annotation, molecular function: RNA polymerase II transcription regulatory region sequence-specific DNA binding; DNA-binding transcription factor activity, RNA polymerase II-specific. The record is from RefSeq and is a predicted model, not a curated record.
CUACCGGCGGGAUGUGGAAAGAAUCUCGAAAGAGCCUCGAUGAAUAGGCGUGAUCGAUGCUAAGGUGUGAGACGGUGAUCCCACCGAAUCACGGAUUUCAAUUUAAUUUCAAAUCAACCGUGUUGAUCGCUCGACUUCCGAAGAUGUAAAAUCGAUAGAGAAGAUCCAGAAAGGAAGCCUUCACGGAAGACAACAGAAGUGAUUUGUGACAUCCUGCUGUACGUUGGACUAAAUCGAUUAAAAUUCGAAAAUUGAAAGUUGAUGUUCUGCAAGUCCCUUCAUUAGAAAUUGGAAAAUAAUUUGAAUUUUUAAUAAAUUAAAUAUCAGUGCGAGCUGAACACGGAAUGAAAAUAAAGACUGUAACACGAAAAAAAAAAGAGCUAGUGGAUAAUUGAUGAUCAAUUUAAUCCAACAUCUCUCUCGGAAAACCUUUCCCAGCAUCUUAUCUUUGGAUAUAUAUCUUUGGAUAUUCGAUAGUGACAUAUUUCUCUGAGACCAAGAAAAAUAUACUUCAUAGCGGAAACGUUGAAAUUUUACGAAGCAUGCGUCUCGCUUUGAUUCUUUGAAGAAAGAAAAACUUUGAAAAAGGUUUCCCGUUUAAGGGAUUACAGAAGAAAUUUUCGAAGAUGGACGGCGCACCAACAUGGGACGAUCCGCUUUUCUCGGACUUUGGGACUCCACGCGGAACCACCGGGAGUCACAGUAUCCAGGUGAUGCUGAGUUUGCAGACAGGCGGAGGUCAUCAUGGAAGCGGCGAUUUGAUGCCGACCGGCGGUCAGCUUCACAAACUGGACUCCUCCAAUAGCCCGUCACCGCAUCAUCAGGCCGCAUCGCAGCAUCAGCAUCACCUGCAGCAACAACAGCAGCAGCAGAAAGAGCUCAAAGAGCUUGAGUUGUCCGGCAUGUAUGCACCGUUGCCACCACAGACCCAGGACGUCACCACUUCAACAUCUACCAGCGUCACGCCGACCUCGACGAGUCUCCAGCAGGGUCUGCAACUCGGUAACGCGCUCAAGAGGAAACCGGACGAUCCAAUCAACGCACUCGCGCCAGUCAGUAGCGAAGCGCAGCCAGCCAAGAAGGACUCGAAGAAGAAGACUGAUAACAACAACAUCAAAAAGAAAAAGACGAGAACAACUUUUACGUCCUACCAAUUGGAAGAAUUAGAAAGAGCCUUCGAACGAGCACCUUAUCCGGAUGUUUUUGCGCGCGAUGAACUUGCGCUGAAGCUUGCUCUGUCAGAGACUCGCGUGCAAGUUUGGUUUCAAAAUCGCCGUGCGAAGUGGCGGAAGAAAGAACCACCUCGCAAGACUGCCAGUUUCAUAGCCGCGGGUUCCGCCAGUCCCGGUUUACCAGGCUCCUUUACGUCGCUCAACAAUACUCUAAAUCCGUUUGCGUCGCCGACGACGGCGACGGCGCCGCCGGACGCUUGGUACUCGUCGACGUACGAUCUGGGGCACUUAAAUUUGCUGAAUCCGUCGAAUUCGCCGUACUCGACCGCAGCGGCUGCGGCCGCAAGCUUCGGCAACAACGGCAGUGUCUCGUAUUCGCCGUACGCGAGCAUGUUGCCGACGCAGCACGACGCCGCGUUGUUCACCUCGCCGACUGCCGCCGGCAACACCAUGCGAGUCCAUCAGGAUUACAUGAAUCCUGGUGGCGGCAGUAGCCCGCCGCCACCAGGUGGGCCUCUCACUCGUGCCGACUAUCAGACCAUGGUGACGACGCACUCGCCGCCCACCCACCUGGGUAACUCCAUGUCCGAGGACGAGCACGGUGGUUGCCUCGCGGACAAGUAUGCGCACGAGACUGCGGCCGAUUACGGUCAGCAGCAACAACCACCGCCGCCGAACGAUCAGAAGCAGGACUACGGUAUGCACUCGCCACAGGCGCGCCAGGCCAUGAAGGAUCAAGUCAUGAUCAAGAGCGAGCCCGGCAGCCAGCCGAGCUACGUGCAGCUGCCUCCUUUUCUGAACUGACUCGCGGCCUCCUCCACUCUAGAUCUCUUCUAGGCGACUUUUGCGAUCUGUCCGGGUUUCGUGACGAACGCGAGGAGUAUUAGAUCUUGGACUUGUUAGGUCGCGCAAUUUCAACCGGGCUCGCAUCGGCGCUACUUAUACAUCAUCUAGCUUCCGAUGGCGAA